Molecule: messenger RNA, 2083 nt
Organism: Synchiropus splendidus (mandarinfish)
Lineage: Eukaryota; Metazoa; Chordata; Actinopteri; Syngnathiformes; Callionymidae
Product: fibroblast growth factor 23-like
Exons: 3
Coding region: 173-919 (248 amino acids)
Molecular function (GO): growth factor activity
Source: RefSeq, a predicted model, not a curated record
UCCUCCGCCAGGGAAAACUCUGUGUGACCGUGGUAAAUCAGUUAGCCAGUUUAUUAACCCCCUUGUUUAAAUAGUCGGGUUGGACUUUCUCCUCACCCAGAAGCUGCCUUUUUCACCCGCCUCAGUCCUUUGUCCUGUCAGAGACGAGAGAACCUCCGCAUCUCCACUGACCAUGCAGCUGGCUGCCUUCUCACUACUCCUCACUGUGGUCCACGUGUCUGUGCCGAGGGGUUGUAAAGCCAGGAUUCCGGAUACGGAGGAGCAGAUGCAAGCGCAGCAGAAAAGGCGAGACUCCAGAGAAGAAUCCUCAGGUGGCAUUGGACGAUUCACCCCAGAAGUGGACGGAUCGAUAAGGAAAGGCUUUCACAAAGAGCCACUGGUAAUUCUGCCGAUUAGAACAGACACAAGCUACGUUGUGUCAAUAUUUCGUCUAAAGGGAAAAGAGUUUCUCUGCAUGGACCCCAACGGAGAGCUGUACUAUUCGAGAAACAACCACAGAGACGACUGCCUCUUUGGACGCAUCCGGACGGAACCCAGCGAGGUUUUUCACUCUCUAAGUGCAGGUCGACUGCUGAGACUACAGGGGACGAAGAGGCGAGCGGGUCAGAAGAAGUCACCCAAAGCUCCCGGGGCUGUGUUGAAAAGGCUGUUUGGAGGGUUAAUAAAACGAAAAAGGAGGAGUGAGGAGGUAAACCCAUCCGACCCGUUAAGAUCCGAGCCAGAUCCUUCGCAUCAGGAUACAGAUCUGAGACAGCCAGACCAGGACCAGGCUGGAUCCAUGUCUAAGGAGACCCUCACGUCCUGUGAUGACCCCCUGAAGGUCCUCCAGCCCAGUGCGCCAGAGAGCCCUGUCAAGACCAACAUUGCAGACAGAGCCCAAGGUGUAACUCAACAAUAUAACAACCAAAAUCCCGACUGAUCACUUCAUGCAUUUGAAAAGGCGCUAGACAAACAGAGCAACAGAAUUCAGGUCCUCACAUUCAAACUUAACUACUGUGGCCUGACUAAAUUCACUAUUAAAGCAGAUGAAACCUUCAACACUUUUCUCAAAAUAAACGCAUAAAAGAGAAAAAACACACACACACACACAAAGCAUUCUGUAAACAAAUGAGUUGACAUAAUGUUGACACAAGGAGGCGUUAUGUCACAUCCUCUUUAAAAAGCCGUGGUAGUCUUCGACAUAUCAGGAGCCAACCAACCUGUGUCCUGCUGUCCUUUCACCUCCUGUCUCAGUUAAAUUUUAAACUUAAGGCCAUAUGUGGCAAUGUUUGUGUUGCAUAUGUGUAGACUGUGAAUCGCCUGUGCUACACUUCGUCAAUUCACCGAAUGGACCACUGUUGUCAGGUGCUGGACACCAGCAGGAACGAGAAAUAACAGGAAAUGUAUAUUUAUUGAUGAGAGUAAAUUCUUAGACAACAACAUGCUUUACUAUUUAUAUAUUUGAUAUUGUGUUAUUUUCCAUGUAAAUAAUAAAAUGUAUUAUCCUAUGCUUGUCUCUGCUUUCUUAUUAUAGGUGAAGUCAAAGCACCGGCAUCAUGUCAACUAACAACACGCAGGUAGAGCGGUUCAGAUGAACGUUAUUAAAAUAAAGACGCGGAAAAGUUGGACAUUGGCUGGUGAACAUGGAAUAUUAAAGCCCUACAAAAUAGGAGCUUGGAUACAGCUUAAAAGAAACUGUGAUGGACAGAACACUAAAUGAAAGGGGCUUCCACUUUGAUUCACAGUCUCUACCACUGGGUUCUAUAACAAACUGAUGCAUGAAUAGCAACUCUGCAACCAGGUGACUUUUGGUACAGUUUUUGCUUUUUCAUGAUAAACAACAGUGCGUUUCCAGUUUGCGUUCAAGUGUCAGUGUCAUCUGUAUCGUCGAGAAAACUGUAAAAAAUGAUUGGUGAAGUUCACUUGUGCACGUCACCUCUGUUCUUAAAAUGUUCCUAUGGUAGGGAUGCACUGACACAAGUGCGAGCAGUGUAUGUGUACCUGGAUUUGAGUAUUCACCAAUACAAUUACUUUGAAUUUCUGUCCCCUCAUAUACUGUAUAUCAUUUGUAAUAUGAACAACAUUCCUCAGAAUAUUUUUCUUG